CUUAAAACGCUUAGUAUAUUUUAUUUCAUUUGGAUACUUACUUUUUUCAGUGUUAAGCAAACUUUCAGAGCUUUUGUUAUGAAACCAAAGUAUUUGUUUAGGUUAGGUAUUUUCCUGUAUGCCCAUGCAAUGACUUUGUGAAGUAUUGUUACUGCUAGUUCAAGUUGUUCGUAUCGCAGUUAAUAGAUUAGAAUAUAUCACAUUACCCAAUUUCAUAAAACUUAAGUUGCUCUACAAUGGUUGUGAAAAACAGAAUAUGAUAGACUCCGACUUAAGACGAAAUGUAGCUUGAUUCAAUUUUUGAGUAAGUCAAAAUCGAGCAAGUGAUGUUGAGGUUUAAUCAGUAUAAUUGAUCCGUCAAUAGUACGCACCAUUUCUACCAUUGAAGUUUUGCAACAAGUACUACGGUGUGAGGUGUUGUAAGCACGAGUUUUUUUGUCCACCGAGAGCAGAAAAUGUCCGAACAUCCAACAACGAAUCAACGGCCAGCGACGCCUGAAGUAGUCGAUCUUACGAAUGAUGGUGGUAGUGCAGUCCCUACUUCGACUUCUACUCGUACCACUACCGCGAGCAGAAGGAAGCCGUUACAUCGAUCGAAUGAAUUACGUGGGGGCACUUACAUCGAUCUGACUGCAGUGACUAUAACACAGAGUCCGCCACAGCCCCACAUGGAGUCAGUUGCCAGUACUUCAUCCUCAUCGGCAUCAAACGGCAUCGCUGCGGGCUCUGAUGUUGAGGUUCUCUAUGAGUGUCGGCGGACGACGCCACAGCCUCCGACACGGAUGGGCAGACAACAGCACGUAAUGCGCUUCUCGGUAGACCUGGCGAAACAUGCCCAAAGUCGUGAGGUUGAGGUAGUAACUGACGAUGACGAUUUAGCGAACGUGCAGAUUCCGUCAAAAAAACAGAAAAGUUCUCAAAGCAAAGAAGACGAAACGGCCUCAUUAUUUUGUCCUAUCUGCUUAGAGACAUAUGCUAAGUUGCAGACGCAGAAUGUUAGCGCUGUUGUCAUAUCAGCGUGUUCGCACGUAUUCUGCAGAAAAUGUAUAGAAGAGACUUUAAAAACGGCCAAGUCUUGUCCUAAGUGUCGCCGUGCAUUACGCGGAAAAACACCUUUCAAGGCGCUGUUUUUUUAGGCCGUACAGCUUUACCAUAAUUAAACGGCCGCUAGUGGUAAACAUUUAAGUAUUCAUACAACAUGUAGAAUUUGGAAAAAUUAAAAUCAAACUCAAAAUUUUUCUAGCUGAUUUUGCAACAGUGAGACAAAUGAAGCACCCUCUUCUCCCCUCCGCCUCCUCCUCCAUUUGAUAAGGGUACUCUGUACGAGUUUAGUGAGAAUAAAGGCUUAAGUGAUUCCGCUAGCGACGAUGAUAAUGAUGUAUGUGAUCAUACGUGCGAUAUCUGUAAGGACGGGUUGCACGCUGAUUGCCAUCAUAUUAGAUUGUUCAGAAAGUAAUAUCCGGUUUUAUUUUUCGCUUCUGUUCUGUAAUUUUUUUUGUUAUCCUUAGAAAGUUUUACUGCCGGCAUUUUGUCCAUAUCAUAGAUGAAUUUUACAUGGGGUUCGGGCUUUGCAGAUGCACCCCUUUUCAAAGUGUAACAAUUUCAAUAUUUCAUAAAAUAAAAACCAUACUUAAGUUUAAAAAAAAAACAUGUCUUAAAGAGAACAAACUAAAGCCGAUUAAAAGAUAAAAAAAGUAUGGAGAAAAACGGACUAAAAGCCGAUUUCUGCUAAAUUAGUGAUAUUCAUUGAGAAAAAAGAAAAAUAAAAGAGAACGAUAUGACAUGUAUUUCUUAUGUUUGUCGUUGUUAUGUCAUUGUUUAUUAUUUUAUGUUCGUUGUCUUCUGGCCACAUUUAAAAUGUUUUAUUUUUCCCAAAGAACUUUGUUAUUUUUCGUAAAAAAUGUGUCAUUUUUUGAUCUCGCAUUUUACCUUUUAAUCGGGUCCGAUUUAUCUUCGUUUACUCUCCCAUUUUUUUUACUUCAGAUAGUGUUUUUACAUUAUGAAAUAUAGAAAUUGUCGCAUGAGGGAAAAUGGGUCCGUAUAAGUCACCCGAAUUCAAUGAAAAAUUUUGUGAUAAGGAUGAAUAAACAGGUUUGAACGCUACUGGAAGAGCUUUCUGACGAUAUAGAAGAGUGAGCAUCAAUAGGCCAACAAUUACGAAAUGGAAGCAAUAAUUAUAAAUGGAGAUUACUUUCUAAUCAGAGUGACUGUUAGUCCAGUGCUACUCCAUGGCAGCGUACACAGAUGGUAACGCACCAUAACAAACCAACAAGCAAAUACGAACAAUUGUAAUAUAUGUACAGAAUAUGCUAGAAUGUUAAAAUAUGGAGAAAUGUGUAUGAUAUGUAUUCAGGAAGUUGAUUUGAGGCUGUUUAGUUUAGCUGGGAGCAUGAAGAUGUUUCGGACAUAGCAAAAUGAUCUGUUAUAUUACCUUGGCAAACACUCUGUAAUAUUAAUAGUAAUAAUAUCAUUAGCAAAAUGGGUAGUUGUAGUGGGGACUGAGGCUCUCAUAUACUUUCCUAAUGCUAAGUUUAGUUUCAAUCUAUACAUUGCAUUUAUGUGCACUUUAACAAAGAGACUGAAUAGAUUAACGCCUGUUGAGUAAGCAAAAUUCUAUUUGGAAGCGAUAUUCAUGAAGCGUUCAGCUUCCGCGAAGAGUUAUUCUCACAUGUUUAUUGCAUCUGUAAAUUGAGGCCGGAAAUUAGUAAACAUGAAAUAAACUACGUUAGUGAGUCAAAUGGCUACACAAUCAUGAGAACAGUGA
This is a messenger RNA of Varroa destructor (honeybee mite), 2764 nucleotides long. Its product is annotated as E3 ubiquitin-protein ligase RNF4-like. NCBI's taxonomy places the organism in Eukaryota, Metazoa, Arthropoda, Arachnida, Mesostigmata, Varroidae. The record is from RefSeq and is a predicted model, not a curated record.